AUGGGGUCCCUCUUCGAACAGCCUCGUAAUGCUGGAACUCUGUUUCUGGGUGGAAGCAAGAUCAGCGGAUCGGAUAUCAGAGACCAGAAUGUUCUUGCUACCCAGGCUAUCGCAAAUGUUGUCAAGAGCUCCUUUGGCCCCAGCGGUCUCGACAAGAUGAUGGUGGACGAUAUCGGUGAUGUUACAGUUACAAACGAUGGAGCUACCAUUCUCAGCUUACUGGACGUCGAGCACCCCGCGGGAAAGAUUCUAGUCGAUUUGGCACAACAGCAAGAUAAGGAGGUUGGCGACGGAACGACGUCUGUGGUCAUAAUCGCCGCAGAGCUACUCCGCAGAGCCAACGAACUCAUGAAGAACCGCAUACACCCUACCACGAUUAUCACAGGCUACCGCUUAGCCCUUCGCGAAGCUGUGAAAUAUAUGCACGAGAACAUCAGCGUCAAGGUCGACCAACUGGGCCGCGAAUCGUUGAUCAGCAUUGCCAAAACCUCCAUGUCCAGCAAGAUCAUUGGAUCAGAUUCCGAUUUCUUUGCCAACAUGGUUGUGGAUGCUAUGCAAGCAGUUAAAUCGACCAACAAUAGACAAGAGGUUAAAUACCCAGUAAAGGCAGUCAAUAUUCUUAAGGCACACGGAAAGGGUGCUUUAGAGUCUAUGCUGGUCAAGGGAUAUGCCAUCAACUGCACUGUUGCUUCGCAAGCAAUGAAGACAAGAAUCACCGAUGCCAAGAUUGCAGUUCUUGAUAUGAACCUGCAGAAGGAGCGAAUGAAGUUGGGAGUUCACAUCACAAUCGACGAUCCUCAACAACUGGAGGAGAUCCGAAAGCGCGAGGCAGGAAUCGUCAUGGACCGCGUGGAAAUGAUCUUAAAGUCGGGAGCUAAUGUUAUUUUCACAACCAAGGGUAUCGACGACUUGUGCCUGAAGCUGUUCAUCGAGAAAGGCGCUAUGGGUGUACGAAGAUGCAAGAAGGAGGACUUACGGAGAAUAGCCAAGGCCACUGGUGCCACACUCAUCAGUUCCUUGUCAGAUCUCAACGGCGAUGAGAAAUUUGAAGCUUCGUCUCUGGGUCACGCCGAGGAGGUUACUCAAGUACGGAUCUCGGAUGAUGAGUGCAUUCUCGUCAAGGGCACCAAAGUCCACACCUCCGCAUCCAUCAUUCUCCGAGGAUCGAACGACUACCAACUUGACGAGAUGGAGAGAUCUGUCCACGACUCCCUGUGCGCCGUCAAGCGAACCCUCGAAAGUGGUAGCAUUGUUCCCGGCGGUGGAGCCGUCGAGACCGCCUUGCACAUCUACCUCGAGGAAUUCGCCGGCACCGUCGGAUCCAGAGAACAACUCGCCAUUGGCGAAUUCGCACAAGCCCUCCUCGUAAUUCCAAAAACCCUUGCCGUAAAUGCCGCCAAGGACUCCUCCGAACUUGUUGCCCAACUCCGCUCCCGCCACGCCCUGUCCCAGCGAAUCCAAGAGGGAGACGCAAACGAGGACGAGAAGACCAUCGCCAAAAAGAAGAACUACAAGAACUACGGCUUGGACCUGACGAAGGGGAAGGUCGUGGAUGAGAUCAAGGCGGGUGUAUUGGAGCCGAGCAUGAGCAAGAUCCGGCAGCUGAAGAGUGCGGUGGAAGCGUGCAUCUCGAUCAUGCGUAUUGAUACUUUGAUCAAGCUAGAUAGACCAGAAGCUGGAGGUGAUGAUGAUGGACAUGGUCACUGA
This is a messenger RNA of Drepanopeziza brunnea f. sp. 'multigermtubi' MB_m1, 1707 nucleotides long. RefSeq lists its product as uncharacterized. Gene Ontology annotation, cellular component: chaperonin-containing T-complex. Lineage: Eukaryota; Fungi; Ascomycota; Leotiomycetes; Helotiales; Drepanopezizaceae. The record is from RefSeq and is a predicted model, not a curated record. Gene Ontology annotation, molecular function: ATP binding; ATP hydrolysis activity; ATP-dependent protein folding chaperone. Gene Ontology annotation, biological process: protein folding.